UGGAAAAAGACAGCCUACGUCACGUGUGUGAAAAUGUUACUAAAUUUUGGACUGCUGUUUGAGUAGCUCGAUGUAAGGACAGCGCGGUAUCUAUUUGGUGUGUAGCGCAUAAAGAAUCAGUCCGGAUCCAUUAUCUUCAAUAGAAGUUUGACAAAACGCCAAGAUGUCUGCAUAUGAUGAAGAAGAAUCUAAGUUUAUGCGAAAGGUGAAGGAGAAUCCUUUUGUCCCAAUAGGAAUGGCAGGAUUCUUUUCCAUUGUGGGCUACAGACUUUACAAGUUGAAGAGCCGUGGAGACAUGAAGAUGUCAGUGCACCUUAUCCACAUGCGUGUUAUGGCCCAAGGAUUCGUGGUGGGAGCUAUGACCAUUGGUGUCAUUUAUUCCAUGUACAAAGACUACAUUGUGAAGCCAAGAGAAGAACUAAAGGCAUUGCAACAGCAGACUGCAUUUCAACACAAAUAACCUGAUAUGGAUAUGGACUCUUUUGGAUUGAUAUUUUGUAUGUCCCCUUAAUAUUACCUCAGUUUGCCAUAAGUUGUAUAUCUACACCUUUCCCACAUAUAACACACCUCUUAAUGUACUAGGUAGUUUUAAGGAAUUCUCACUCACCAAGAAUGUCUACUGCACUCUUUUUAGACGAAGAUGCCAUGCCUUACCUCAACUCAGUUUUGAGUCUCCAUAUCUUCAAAAUGUGUGUGUUUCCUGUGGGUUGUCACUUUGAUGAGACAUAGAUAUGAGCCAACUGUAACUACCUGAGAUGGUAUUGCAUCUUAGUGACACACAAAACAUGACGUAUGAGAUUAUUGUGAAUGCAAGCCUGUUGACGGUACGUGGUUGACUAGAGGACAAUUGGUCAUGGAAACUCACAUUCUUAAAAAAAAAAAAAAAAAAUGUUUUAGAUUUUAGGA
Messenger RNA from Oncorhynchus tshawytscha (Chinook salmon), 906 nucleotides. It is a transcript of the gene higd1a, whose product is annotated as HIG1 hypoxia inducible domain family, member 1A. Bases 164 to 460 code for a protein of 98 amino acids. The transcript has 4 exons. Gene Ontology annotation, biological process: mitochondrial respirasome assembly. NCBI's taxonomy places the organism in Eukaryota, Metazoa, Chordata, Actinopteri, Salmoniformes, Salmonidae. Gene Ontology annotation, cellular component: mitochondrion. The record is from RefSeq and is a predicted model, not a curated record.